Molecule: messenger RNA, 561 nt
Organism: Paramecium tetraurelia
Lineage: Eukaryota; Ciliophora; Oligohymenophorea; Peniculida; Parameciidae
Exons: 1
Source: RefSeq, a predicted model, not a curated record
AUGAACAUUUACAUUAUUAUGCUAAUUUGGAGCUAAUAGUUCUAAAAUAGAUUUGCUUUUGCUAAUUGCAUUGAAAAUACUCAAUUCAUUUAACAAGUCGAGGCAAAAAUUCGAGGGAACUAUUUGGAUGUAGCUUCUGAAAAAAAUGGAGCAAUCAUCUCAACAGCUAGAACUAUUAAUUUUUACUAUCCUGACUCUCUUGCAAGUCCUUUAAGGGAUAGAAUCUACUUUUAUACUGAUUCCGAUUAUUAUGUUGGUCACGUAUAUUUUGUUUUAUAUUUGUCUUUAAUUAUUGAGUUAACUUAACCAUAUGAAAUCAAUUUAGUGAGGUUUAGAAUAUGGGAUUGGGACAACAGAAUAGCUGAUUUAUAAAUUUUUAUUAUUGGAUCUGAUAGAAUAACUGAGACCCAAAUUUAUAAUGGUUUUGCUUAAUCUAUAAAGGAGGUUAGAUUUCCUGAUCAACUUGUAACUAAAAUAAAAUUUUACAAUAAAAAUGGUACCUCCUUUACUGGGCAUAAACUUCUUUCAUUCAUUAAGGUCUAAGCAUUUUAUUAAUUGUGA